AUGAUCUGCCCUGUUGCUGAGCCACUGUGCCACAAGCCGUGGCAGGAAGCAAAAGCUGCAAUUGAAAACAGCUGCCUGGCAGAUCUGGCUAAUCUUGUAGAUUUCCACAGGACCGGCAGUAAUAGAAUACUACCAUCAGGUGGCAGGGAUAGAAUAGAAGGAAUGGGAGUAAGAGGGAAAAAAAGGCAUUUCAGACAGAUAAAAUACUGUGGUUUCUUGAGGGCCAGAGGCAGUGGGCCACGAGGGGCAUCUGGGUCCCACCACCUGAGGCCUCUGUGGGUCCCAAAGCUUACUGUGUCAAAUAAACCCAAACCAACCUUGCCUUCUCAUGUAGCAUCAACAUUACAAGAACCACAUAGUUCUGGAUUUAUGACUUCAGGGCUCAGAGCAACACUGAAGACAAGCAGAAGAAUGUUGGACAUAAGCACCUCAACAGUGACCACUUCACCUUUACAUUGGAGAAGCAGCAUUCCUUCAAAAGGCACAAGAAACUCACAGAAAACAGUGAGCAGCAUGGAAGCCACCAACUCUGCUCCCCACAUAUCAUUUGAAUCAGUUGUACCCAAAGCCACACUGUCCACAUUGAUACCCAAAACCACAGGGAAGAGCACUGUUUCUGCUUCAACGAAUACAUCCAAUUCUACAAAGACUGACACACAAACUGUGACUGAGUUAGAUAGUACCCUCCUGCAAGACACAUCCAUGGCUGUUACUAUGGUGGAGACUAACACACCUGAGAUGAUUUCGACCACAGAGCAUACUCCUAGUCUUCCUGAAGCACCCUUUACUAAUUCUAUUCUUGUAUCCAGAACAGAACCUAUGAACAGCAUUUCCUAUCCAAGCCCUCAUCAGUCAACCAAGCCAGAAGAAACCUCCAGUGAAAUUUCCACUGGACCCCCAAACUCUGUCAUUGGCACUAGUCAGACAGGACAUUUUGUGGGGACCUCAAACUUGGUUUCUUCCCAAGGAACACCAGAAACUUCCUCAGUGCCAGGAAUGCAGUCCACUGUCUCUCAGAGUUAUCCAUUGAUGGAGAAAUCCACUCUUCUCAGCACAAGUUAUGAUACCCCUUCCAAGGCAAAAUUCUCACCACUGGAAGGAAUCAGCUCUGAAUAUUCUUGGGGAACUACAGUCAGAAUGAGCUCUCCAUCACCUGUUAAUUCCACAUCACAAAGGCAUAGUCACUCUUUUACAGUUCCUAUAAACUCACCCGUGCCUAUUACUCAUCAUAAUCCCAAGCAAGGGUGGAAUACCACUUGGAUACAAUCUAGAACACUUGAACAAACAGAUUCAACCACAAAGUAUGAUACUAACCAUACUGAAGUGUCCAGAAAUGUUUCUCUUCUUGACUCGUGGACUAGGGACAUGUCUACUGUGAACACAUCCCUUACAAAGCUACAUGAGUCCACAUCAGAAGAAACUUCCAUUGGAAUCACCAUCAGGACUCCUGGUUCCAGCAUCACCACAAAGUCACAAAUGUUGGCAAAUAGCCACACCGGACACUCUGUGAUGACAACAAACAUGAUGACUUCUGAAGACACAUCAACUUCUGCCUCAAUUAAACACACUAACUCCAGUGGAGGACAUGCAUUUCCUCAUUCAGAACCUAUGGCACCUUCCAACAACGUUGCUUCAGUAACAUUGACAUCUACUCCUUGGGAAGAAUCAAUGUCAACAGAUUUUAUAACAAUGCCACAUGAGUCAAAUUCACCUAUUUCUUCCAUGACAGACAGACACAAAAUAUUACCUACUAGUUCUCUGGCAUCUGGCAUCAAAAUUUCCAAGAAUCUAAUCCCCAAAGACUUGUCCAGAAGCUCGGGACCUGGGACAUCUUCAACUCCGAGCUUGAGUAGCAGUCCUCAGACAGGUUUCAACAGUGCACAAUUAUCCAGGGUCUCACAGAUGACCACUGUUUCUACAGUCAUAAAAGGAAACCACGUGAAAGAUAGGAGUUCAACACCCCAGCUCAAAUACGCCAAAGCUACACCAGUCUCAUCUGGAAAUGAAUAUUUCACAAUAUUUAUGACCAAAUCAGAAGGUACCACAGUUCCAUCACCACAACUAAUUUCCUUUGCAACUGCAGAGAUUAAAAGACAGACAGCUUCCACCUUGAUCUUAGCAUGGAAAAAUGAUAGUAAAUCUGAAGACACUCAUACAACCAAAGGACACAAUACUAGUGAGACUGAUGUGCUCAUUACCCCAUCUCUUCCUGAUUCCCAGACAGCAGGCUUGUUUGAGCCCAGCACAUCCCUCUCAAUGCUACAUCAGUCAAAAUCAAAAGGUACCUCCAUUGGAAUCUCCAUCAGGCUCACCGGAUCUAUAACCACCACAGAAUCAGAAGAGACAACAGCCAGUCAUAGGGGACAUUCUGUAGUGACAUCAAACAUGGGGACUUCCCAAGACACAUCAACCCCUACUUCAAACACAGAGACUCAGCACAGUAGGACACAGACAUUUUCACUUUCAGAAUCCAGGCUUCAUUCCGUCAGUCCUCCACCCCCAUCAUGGACUCAUUCAACUUGGGAAGGGCCCAUGCCUGCCAGUUCAACAAGACCUACACCUGAGGCAUCCUCCCAUUCUCCAGUUCCUGCUACUGUAGACAGAUACAGAACCAGCUCUCCUCUUUCUGUCACCUCUCUCUUCACAGUUGCUAAGGACCCAAUCCCUACCAGAUUAUAUAAAACCUCAGGACCAACGUCUGUUUCAAUACUAAGCCCCAACAGUGCCCAUCUCUCCAAAGUCUUACAGACAACCUCUGUUUCCUCACUCACACAAAAGAACAGCAUGGAAGAUGGGACUCACAUACGUCAUGCCAAACACACCAUCCGACCUACAUCAGCUUCAUGGGAAAAGGAAUCUUUCACAACCAUUAUGCCCACCAUGGAACAUACCAGACUUCCACCUUCACAGCCUAUCUCAUCUGGAAGCACAGACAUUGAGACAGGCACAGCUUCCUCCCCAAAGGCAGCACGGACAGACUUCAGUACAUCUGAAGACAGAAAUUCAACCAUAGAGCACAAUCCUAACCAUAGUGAAUUGCACACUAGCCCUUCUCUUUUUGAGUCUAGGACAGGAGGCCUGUCUGCUGACAGCACAUUCCUGUCAGCUCCCCAUCAGUCUACCUCAGAAGAUACUCCCACUGGAAUCUCCUCCAGUCUCCCUACCUCCUCCAGCAAUAAAGAAUCAAAAGAGAUGACAAGCAGACCCGUGGGACAUUCUCCAGUUAUGGCAGACACUUUGACCUACCCAGGCACAUCCAGCACUACCUCAGUCAAGGACACCCACUCCAGUGGGGUGCAUACAUUUCCACAUGCAGAAUCCAUUGCUCCUUUCAACAGUCCUGCUUCAGCAUCAUGGACAGGUAUUCCUGAGGAAGGAUCCUUGUCUACAGAUUCCACAACACCAGCGUCACUUUCACUGACCCCUGGUACUUCCUUGCCAGACAGACAUGGUCAGUCUCCCGAUUCUGUUGCCACUAUUUUCACGGUUGCCAAGGAUCUGUUUCCCACAGCUUCACACCCAAGUUCAGAUCCCGUGACUACUUACAUUUCGAACUGGAACAUCUCUCAGUCAAGCUCUAACGCUGCACAUGCUUCCCAAACUUCACCAAUAAAUAAAUUUUCUUCGAUCACACCAGGGUCCAAUGUGGAAACUGGCAAAUACACUAUCACACCUACAUCAAUUUCAUCUGAAAAUAAAAUUUUUCCCAUGACCUUCCCCACCACUCAAGUAUCCACUCUUUCACCUACACGGUCAGUAUCAUUUGAAUGUGAAAAUAUUGGGACACAGACAUUUCCCCUCCUGACUAUAUCGACACCAGCAAGUAUUCCUGAGAAGGUGUUCUCAAGCACGAAUUUCAUUAGCAGCCAUUCUGAAGUGCCUUACAGUUCUUCUCAUCCUGUAUCCAGAACAGUAUCCAUGUCACCUGAUAGCACUAUACUUCCAAUGCUUCAACAGUUUACAUCAGAAGAUAUGUCCAGUAGAAUUGUCUCCAAACUUUCUAGCUUUAGCAUCACAGAAUCAGAAGAAAUAUCUACCAGCCAGCUUGGGGAUUCUGAAGUGAGAUCAAAUAUGGGCCUGUCCCUGGAAACAUCACCCAUGUCUUCAGUGUCUGAUGAUCUCAAUAGUUUAGCUCCAGUUCCCCUAGUCACAGAGACGUCCACAUUUCUAAGUCAAAAUCAUGAAGUCCAACCAAUUGCAACUUUUUCAACUCUGAAAGGAAGCCAACCUGCCGAUUCUCCAAGGUAUCUUGAUGGGCCUACCUUAGCUUCCCCUGUUACUCCAAUAAAAGAACACAGCACCCCAUCUCCUAGUUCCAUGAUGUCUGCCUUCACACCUUCUAGGGAAGCAAUCACAACUGGAUUGGAUAUACAUGAUAUGUCUACUUCAUUUCCAAAUUGGAGCAGUAGUACACAUUCAAGCCCAGAGACUUCACAGGUCACCAAAUUCUCAGAGAUAAGCUCUUCUUCCUCUGUAAAACCCAGUAGUUCCAUACCCCAACCCAAAUCCUCUGUCAGUCCUGCAUCAGUUUCAUCUAAAACUGCAUUUUCAACCUUGUUUCAGCACCCACUGGUGGAUACUACAGUUUCUAUUUCAGAGGCUCACACAACUUCUUCCCCAAGCCAAUCACUCCCACAAACUACCAUUCUUGAAGAGACCAGAACUGCCACAACACACAAUACUGUUACUUCUCAGUUGCCCCCUAGCAUGUCUGCUGACCUCUCCAUUUCAGAGACCAUUACAGCUGGCAGACUCUCCACGAGAAUCUCUCCUUUCUCAGCAUCAGAAGACAUCACCACCGGAAGCAUUCUCAGCCACAUUACCUAUCCUAGCACAAAAAAACACAUAGAGUUAACCUCCAUCUUGGAGGCAGAUAAUUCUGGGUCUUUAUUAUAUGGUGCCCUGUCUAGGGACACUACAACCACUGUUUCUGUGGUAAAGUUUUCUUCACCUGAGCCUCAGACAUCUCCAUAUUUAGCAAUGAUAUCUGAAUCCAGGGGUUCUGAGGAACAGUCUUUACUCAAUGACAAACACAUCUCUUCAGAUUCAACAUCAACUGUGACUGAGAAAACCACACCGCCUGUUACUUCUACUUCACAAGUACAAAAUGACACUUCCCUUGGCUUUGUGGCUUCUAUUCAAGAAACAACCUCAACUGGAAAAGAUGAAAAUGUACAUUCUGGGAGCACUUCAAUCCAAGGCCUGGAUACCACAGGGCUAUCAGUUCCAGGUCCUUCAUAUAACAUAAGAAACCCCACAGCAGGUCACAUUCCCUCAAAAAACCUAGGAAACGGAAUAGAAACUGAUAGUCCUGGAGCACAUUCCCAAGGCACUGUCUUAGUUAAUUCCAUCCCAUCAAGAAUAACAACUGUUAUGAUGACCCUGCAAAGCAAUUGGCACACAGCCCUUUCCACAUCAAUGCCCGUAUCUAAACCUGCACAUACAGAAACUCAAAGAACUUUCCCCCUAACUUCAAUAGAACAGGAAAUCAACAUGUCUGAAGAUACUAACUUGAUGACAAAACGUAGCUCUGAUCUUUUCACAGUGCCCACUAGGACUUUCACUGGGCUUUCAAGAACAGAAGUCAACAUGCCUGAUAGGACAUCUAUUUCAAGCUCUGGAUCCUUCCCGAAGACAGCAGACAUCUCAAUGGGAAAUACUUCCAAUAUCUCUACUCUUUCCUUCCCAAACAUUGACCACAGUCAAGUAAUUAAUGCUGCAGAAUCAUCCAAGGUCACCAUUCUUUGGAGCACAUCAGUAACUACUGAUGAUACAGGGGACCUCUCUACUGUAACUCAGACAGUUCUGCACCCAGAUUUUAUAACUCAUUCCACCAGUUCUGAGCCACUGUCACAGACAGACUCCCCAGUCCAUGAAGCAACCCUCUCUGUGAAGUCUGUAGAAAUACCUUUGACAACAUCAUCUUUUCUUGCUACUUCCUCAUCAGAAGGACAAAGUCUCACCUCUCUUGCUUAUGGGGUCCCCACAUUCUCCUCUGGGGAAAGAAUUCCAAAGGAAUUGGACUCAAACUUAGAUUCUUUUACGACACCAUUUCCAAGCUGGAGAUACAGUGAGUUAGUCAAUUCAAAGGACACCAGAACCUCACAAACAUCUUACAUUUUGAACAUAACUGAAGCAACCAGUGUGGACAUAACCUCUCCUGGACCCCAGUUCCAAAACACUGCGUCAUCUAAGGCUGUGCUCCCAGAUGGCACUGUCUCUUCCCUUUUGUCAUUGCUAACAAAGACUCCACCUUCUUCUGCUUCCUCUCUACCACCACAGAGCUCAAGCUCUACCUCUUUUCCUGAGACUUCAUUCCACACCUCUGAGUUUCCUAAGACAACCGAUACAUUGAUCAGAAGCUUGAAAACUGGACCAGGUUCACCUCCAAAUUUGAGCAGCACCUCACUUGAAAUAUUGGGCUUACCUGAAGUUACUACUGAUAUAGAAAAUUUUCAUUCUUCCUCAAAAUUCAAAGUAGCCAAUAUGGAGGCUGUCAGUACAGGGCAUGAGCUAAGUUCCUCUGUACUGAUACCCUGGGAAUCAUCCAAGGAUGCCUACACAGUUGGUACCUCUUCCUCCACAUCAUUGCCUGCCUAUUUAGAGACUACAAGAUCUGAUGCUGAACAAUUUUUCCAUUUGACUUCUGGAUUGAGAGAUACUAGCCUGUCUCUACAAACAAGCAUGCCUUCAUCUCCUAUGUCCACUCCCAUUUUGCCAAGUUCUGAGACUGCUGUCACUUCUGCUAGGAAUAUAUCAACUCCAUAUCAGACUCAAUCUUCACAGUUUACUGAAGUUCCAGUAGAAAGAGUCACCAUCUUACAUUCUUCAUCUAUUACUAAGUCUACUGGGGUAACAUCCUUCCCAGAAUCCAAUUUUACUGUGCCCACACCAGAAAGUACUCAUGUUCCAAGAACUGAUAUGCCACCUGCAGAUGAGAUAACUUCAGAUGAAACAACCCUUUCUGCAGCAGAAGAUAUGGCUUCAUUUGCCACAACCAGCAUUCCAAAAGGCAGUUCACUUGUGACUUCUAACAGUCCUCAUUCAAUAACAAAGUCAAGCCAUCGUGAUGAUUUGGUGACCACCACUGUAAAAGAAUUACCUUCUUCAACUUCUACAUCACUGCCCUUUCCUGUUUCCAGUAGCUCUGACUUUCCAGCCAGCCCAGCUCUGCACAAGACUACUCCUUCAGAAACAGAAGAUGGCAUGCAGUCCCAGACGGAGACCCCUGAUGGAGCUGCCUAUGGAGACACCCCAGGCCUAGUAAAGAGCCCUUUGGCUUCUAUAUCACCUGCUAGCCCUAAAGAACUAUCCACAGAAGGGGCGGUAAAUGCAGAGACCACUGAUAGAGCUCUGGAGGCUAGACCCAUUGUCAAUUCAACCACCAAAAUCUCUACAACUUCAAGAACCCUGACUCACCUCAAGACACCAGAGACAACAGGCAACAUAAAUACAACAGAGAUGACUAUCACAGCCUCAGAUGCCUCCCGCAAUGUCCUAGGGAUGACAGCAUCACUUUCUACAGGCUCUAGGGAAAAGACCAGCAUGUUCCUCAGGACAAGACCAUCUUCUUACAGUAGAGAACCAGAAAGCACAGCCUCGAGGAGACCCAGUCUUAGGACAGAGAUCAGCCAAGCUAGUCGUACCUUAACUGGCUCCUCUGGUGACUCUGGUACAGUCUCAUGGGUCGCCUAUCCUUUGGAGAUGACGUCAGCUGCUGCCAAGAUGACUUUGAGUGCUUCUCAAGGUGACUCAGAUUCCACAGUGUCCACAGCCACCAUUUCCAGAGGAGAAGUCAAUUCAGCUUUUCCACAGUUAACUGUUUUCUCUACAGUACCAGAUUUGCCGACCUCACUGAUUAGUGGUCCUGAAGAAAGCACUGGUAUGUUUAUUCCAACUCUUACUGAUUCCCCAAGGGAACCAAAGACAAUAGCUUCUGGGGUCACCCAUCCUGGAACAGAGGUGAGUUAUUCUGUUGCCAGCAUUUUUCCUACUGACACAUCAGGAAUGGCAACCUCAUUGGAUAUUAGUACAGGAGUAGAAACCAAGCCAGCUCUCCAAAGUCUCACAGUUGCACCUAGUGAGUCACAUACAAUAUUCCCAAGGGACACACAUCUUACACAGAGCAGAAUCCUUGUUUCUGAAAAUAUUCUCGACAUUUCCUAUGGUGAAUCUGAUACUACCACACUCUCAAUGAAUACUGCUCGUGGGCCAGAAGUUAUGCUAGCCUUUCCAACCACUACUACAUCACCUGUUAUAGCAGGAUUGGCAACCUCACUGGUCGUUAGUUCUCAGACACAGAAAAAAGAUAGUACAUCCACUAUGACUCCUGCUGAGGAACCAGAGUCCAUUGGCACACUUGUCACUCAUCCCAAAGCAUCUGGAACUACAGCUAUUCUAAAUACAAGUAAUUCAGCUGCUGUAGCAGGAAAGAUAAUAGAGCCAACUACUUCAACCCUGACUGCUUUUCCAGAUCAACUGUUUAAUACAACCUCUUGGCUCACCCAGACUGGGACAGAAGACACCUCAGAUUUUUCCACUGUGGAGAGUAUAUCCUCUAGUGAGCAAAAUACAACAACAUCAGGGAUCGCCCAUCUUACAGAGACAAAUGUUACUCUUCCUAAGACAGCCCUAACAUUUUCUCAUGGUGGGUCAGAUUUGACACUGUCAACAAUCACAAGUACUGGGAAAGAAGCCAGCUCUGCUCUUCCCACUACAGUUACUUCACCUGGUGUACCACAUACAUCACUGGUCACUAGUUCUAGAGCAGUGACCAGUACAAGUAUUCCAUCUUUGUCUGUUUCUUUUUCUAAACCAGAGACAACGGACUCAUUUAUUACCGAUGCUGGAGCCCAGAUAAGUUUAGCUAUUACAGUUCCAUCUGACUCCCCUACUAUACCAGGAAUGCUGGCCUCACUAAUAACCAGUUCUAGAACAAAAAGCCGUCCAUCUCCAACUUCGACUGUUUCCCCAGGUCAACCAGAGACAACCAUUCCGGGGGCCAUUCGUCUUGAUGCCAAGUCCAGUUCGGCUGUUCCAACUUUGGUUGUUUUACCUGGUGAGCCAGAUAAUACCAUUUCCUUAGUCACUCCUCAUGCAGCGAUCAGUCCUACAGUUCUCAAGACAGCCCCAGAUUUUUCUCAGCAUGGGUUAGAUGUUACACCCUCAGUGGUUUCCAGUCUUGGGACAGAAACAAAUUUAGCUGGCUCAUCUUCUAUUUUUUCACCUGAGGUGAAAGGGGUUCUGACCUCACUGGCUCCUAGUUUUUCAACAGUAACUAGUGAAAGUACUCCAGCUCAGUCUGUUUCUGCUGAUGAGUCGGACACCACAGGAUCAUUGGUCAGCCACCGUAGGCCACAGAUGAGUUCAACCAUUGCAACUCUGACCAUCUCCCCUGAUGUUCCAGAGAUGAUGUCACUGACCACUAGCAGUAAAUUAGAAACAAGUCUAUUUCCAACUCAGAUUACUUUCUCAAGUCAGCCAGAGAUCACUGCUUCAGAAGUCAGCCACCUUGGGGAUAAAGCUAGUUCCAAGAUUCCAUCUGGGACUAGGACUCCCACUGAGCCAGAUGAAGCAACAAGACCAAGUUUUUCCCAUAUGGAUUUAGACACUACACCUCCUGCAUUCACAACUAUUGGUCCAGAAACCAGUUCAUCUGUUCUAACCACAACUAUCUUACCUGUUGUCCCAGAUAUGGUGACUUCGCAGGUCCCUAGUUUUGGUACAGAUUCAAAAACAACUAAAUCAAUUCUGAUGCUUCAUUCUUCUGAACCACAGACUGUAGUUUCCCUGGCAACCAAUGCAGGGGAAGAGUCCAUUUCAGCCAUUUCUACUGCAGCUGUCUCUCUAGGUGUAAAAGAAGUUAUAACAUCACUGGUCUCUAGUUCUGGGGCAGAGACACAUGCAUUCACUCCAAUCCAAACUGCUUCCCCAGCUGAUCCAGACACUAUAACCUCAUGGGUCACCUACUCUGGCAGAGAAGGUACUUCAGAUAUUUUGACUCUAUCUACUUUACCUGGUGGGACAGGUGAAACAAAAUCAUGGGAUACUCAUUCUUCAGAAACUAACCUGACAGUCCUCAUGACAACUCCAGAUAUUUCCCACACUGCAGCAGAUAGUUUACCCUCAAUGCCCACCAGUUCUGAGACAGAAGCCAGAUCAGAUUCUUCAACUUCUGUUUUUUCACCUAAUGUAUCAAAAGUACUGAGUUUACCUGUCACUACUUUUAGGACAGUCACCAGCACCAAUAUUCCAACUUUGACUCUUUCUUCUAAUGAACCAGAGACAGGAGUCUCAAUGUCCACUCAUACUGUGGUACAAAAAACUUCAUCCCUUCCAACUAUGACAGAUUCCUCUGGUGUACUUGGGAUACUGACUUCACUAGUUCCUAGUUCUGAGAUGUACACCAGUACAUUUUCCCCAGAAAUAAUGAGUUAUUCACAAAUACUGGAGAAAACAGCAUCACAAGUAACACUUUCUAAAAUGUCAGAAGAUAGUUCUUCUGUUGAAACGCUUACUGCUUCACCAGGUGAAGCAGGCACAUCAGCCCCAUUUGUUAUCAAUCCUGAAGAGACCAGCACAAAGGUUCCCAGGUCAAGCCCAAGUUUUUCCCAUACUGAAUCUUAUACCACACCCUCAACAGCCACCACAGUUGAACAGGAAGCCGGAUCAUCUUCUCCAAGUACUCCAACUAUAGCUAUCUCAUCUAAUAGUCCAGAUAUGAUAACCUUAGAAGGCCACAGGUCUGAGGAAGAUGCAGAGACAUCCAAACCAAUUCUGACUCUUCAACCUUAUGAACCACAUACCAAGAUGUCUCUGAUUUCUCAUGCUGGGGAAAAGAUUAGUUCACCCAUGUCUACUAGUGUUGUCUCUCCAGGUAUAACAGAAAUGAUAAGACCACUAUUCACUAGCUCUGAGACAGGCAGCCAUAAAAGAUAUCAGACUAUUUCUUCAGGUCAACCAGAGGCUACAACCUCAUGGAUUAUGAAUCCUGAAACAGAAGCCACUGCAAGGGUGCUAACUACAGUCAUCUCACCCAAUGUUCUAGAGAUACUGACCUCAAAAUCUGUGAACCAAACUCCGAAGCAACAGACUAUAGUUUCAUUGUUAACCAAUGCUGAAAAAGAGCCCAAUUCAACCAUAUCUACUCCGGCUGUCUCUCCAGAUAUAACAGAAAUGACUACAUCACUGCUCACUGCCAAAGGUACAGAAAGUCAUGUGACAACUCAAACUCUAACUUUUCCCCCAAGACUACCAAAUACAACAAUACCUUGGAUUAACAGCCCUGAAAAAGAAGCCAGUUCAGGUGCUCGAAAUACAAACUUAACAUCUAGUGUUACAGACAUGAUGUCUUCAACAAUCCUGAGCCACACUACUUCUGAAUCACAGAAGAUAGCAACAUUGGCAACUCCUGCUGGGCAACAACAAAGUUUGGCCAUGACUAGUAUAACAGAAGUGAUAUCCCUGGUCAAUAGCUCAGGCACAGAAAGCCAUGCAGUGACUUCAAAUACAGACUUAACCCUAAUACAACCAGAGGUUACAAAAGUAGGGAUAACAGAUCAUGGAAUACAAGGCACUUCAGGGGUUCUAUUUAAGACCAUCUCACCUACCAUGCCAGAAAUGAUGACCUCAUCAACUCUUAUUCCUUCUGAAACAUAUACUACAAUUUCAUUGGUUACCAACAUUGGGGAACAACCAAGCUCAGCCAUGUCUACAAGGCCUGUGUCUUCAGGUAUAACUGAAAUUAUGCCAUCACUCAUCAAUACCUCUAGCACAAAAAACUCUUUAUUGCAUUCAACUCUCUAUGUUUCCUCAAGUGAACCAGAGACCACAAACCCAAGACUUGUCCACGCUGCAAAAGAACUUGUUACUUCUGGAGUUCUAUCUAGAACCAUCUCACAUAGCGUAACAGGAAUGAUCACCUCACCAACUCUUCCUCCUUCUGAACCACAUAGCACAGUUUCAUUGAACACCCAGAUUGAGGAACAGCCCAGUUCAGUCAUGUCUGUAAGGCCUGUUCCUCUACAUAUAGUAGAAACAAUACCAUCAUUUGCGACUAGCUCAAGCACAGAAAGCCAUUCCGUCACUUCAGCUCUUGGUAUUUCCACAGAUCAACCAGGGACCACUGCCUCAUGGGUCACCCAUGCUGGUAAAGAAGAUACUUCAGGGGUUCUAAGAACAAUGGCCUCACCUACUGUUCCAGGCAUGAUGACCUCAACAACUCUGAUCCACACUCCUCCUGAACUGCAGACCAUAACAUCAUUGGUCACUCAUACUGCUGAACAUCUCAGUUCAUCCAUGUCUACUCAGGUUGUCUCUCAGAGCGGAAUGGAUGUGUUGAUGUCACAUGCCAGCACAGAGGUACAUGAAACCAGUCCAGCUCUACUACUUGUUUCUCCAAGUCAAAGAGAGACCACAGCCUCAUGGGCAACUCAUGUUGAAAGAGAAGACACUUCAGGUGUUCUAUCUACCACCGUUUCAACUACUGGUCCAGACCUUGCUACUUCAACAUCUCCUCUUUCUUCUGAACAACAUUCAACAGUUUCUCUCAUCACCAACAUUGAUGAACAGCCCAGUUCAGCCUUCCCUACCCUAGAUGUCUCUGCAGGUGUAACAGAAAUGAUGCCAUCACUGGUCACUAGCUCUAUGACAAACAACAGUCCAACAACUACAAUGCUAACAGUAUCCACAGAUCAAACAGAAACCACAGGUUCAUGGGCCUCCCAUUCUGUAAAGGCAGUAGGUUCAGAUGUUCUAACUACAAAUAUGUCAGGUAUUGUUUCAGAGAACGUAAGCUCAAUAAGUCCAACCUACAUUCCUUCUGAAACACAGACCACAGUCUCAAUGGUUACUCACACUGAGGCACAACCAAGUUUAUCCAUGUCCACUCAGACUGUCUCUCCAGAAGCAACAGCAAUGAUGACAUCUCAGGCCACUACUACUGGCUCAAAAACCCAUGAAACCAUUUCAUCCCUACUUGUUUCUCCAGGUCAAAGAGGAACCACAACCACAUGGGUGACUCAUGCUGAAAGAGAAGACAGUUCAGGUGUUUUGACUACCACUGUUUCAACUACUGGUCCAGACCUUGUUACUUCAACAUCUCCUAUUGCUUCUGAACAACAUUCAACAGUUUCUUUUGUCACCCACAUUGGUGAACAGCCAGGUUCAACCAUUCCUCCCCUGGCUGUCUCUCCAAGUGUAACAGAAAUGCUAUCAUCACUAGGCACUAGCUCCAGCAUUAGUUCUGCACUAGCUGCAACUCUGGCAGUUUCCACAGAUAAAGCAGGGAAUACAGGCCCAUGGGUCACCCCUCCUGGAAAAGAGGACUCCUCAGGGGAUCUCUCUACAGCCAUCUCACCUGAUAUUCCAAUCACGAUGACCUCAACAAAUCUGAUCCACACUCCUCCUGAACCACAGACUAUGGCAUCAUUGGUCACACAUCCUGGUAGACAUCCCAGUCCAUCCUUGUCUAAUCCAACUGUCUCUUCAGGUGUAACAGAAAUGAUGCCAUCACUUGUCACUGGCUCAAGCAUAGGAGGCCAUGUGAUGACUUCAACUCUGGAUGUUUCCACAGGUCUGCCUGAGAUCACAGCCCCAUUGACCACCCAUCCUGAAAGAGAAGCCAUAUCAGGGGUUCCUACUACUCCCAUUUCAACUGGUAUCCCAGCAAUAUUGACCUCAACUACUCUCAUUCCUUCUGAAUCACAUACCACAAUUUCAUUGGUCACCCCUAUAGAACAACAGCCCAGUGCAACUGUGUCUACAAGUCCUGUCUCUCUGGGUAUUACAGAAAUGAUACCAUCACUGGUCACUAACUUGAGCACAGAGAACAAUUCCAUGACUUCAACUAUGAAUGUUUCACCAGAUCAACCAGGGACCAUAGCCCCAUGGGUCACCCAUCCUGGAAAAGAAGGUACUUCAGGUGUUCUAUCUUCAACCAUCUCACAUAGCAUACCAGAAAUGAGGACAACAACAAAUCUUAUUUCUGCUGAACUAAACACCAUAGUGUCAUUGGUCACACAUAUUGGUGAACAGCAUAGUUCAGACAUAGCUACAAGGCCUAUCUCUCCAGAUAUAACUGAAACAAUACCAUCAUUUGCCACUAGCUCAAGCACAGAAAGCCAUUCUGUCACUUUAACUCUUGGUAUUUCCACAGACCAACCAAGGACCAUAUCCCCAAGAGUCACACUUGCUGGUAAAGAAGAUACUUCAGGGGUUCUAAGAACAAUGGCCUCACCUACUGUUCCAGGCAUGAUGACCUCAACAACUCUGAAACACACUCCUCCUGAACUGCAGACCAUAACAUCAUUGGUCACUCAUACUGCUGAACAUCUCAGUUCAUCCAUGUCUACUCAAGUUGUCUCUCAGAGCGGAAUGGAUGUGUUGAUGUCACAUGCCAGCACAGAGGUACAUGAAACCAGUCCAGCUCUACUACUUGUUUCUCCAAGUCAAAGAGAGACCACAGCCUCAUGGGCAACUCAUGUUGAAAGAGAAGACACUUCAGGUGUUCUAUCUACCACCAUUUCAACUACUGGUCCAGACCUUGCUACUUCAACAUCUCCUCUUUCUUCUGAACAACAUUCAACAGUUUCUCUCAUCACCAACAUUGAUGAACAGCCCAGUUCAGCCUUCCCUACCCUAGAUGUCUCUGCAGGUGUAACAGAAAUGAUGCCAUCACUGGUCACUAGCUCUAUGACAAACAACAGUCCAACAACUACAAUGCUAACAGUAUCCACAGAUCAAACAGAAACCACAGGUUCAUGGGCCUCCCAUUCUGUAAAGGCAGUAGGUUCAGAUGUUCUAACUACAAAUAUGUCAGGUAUUGUUUCAGAGAACGUAAGCUCAAUAAGUCCAACCUACAUUCCUUCUGAAACACAAACCACAGUCUCAAUGGUUACUCAUGCUGAGGCACAACCAAGUUUAUCCAUGUCCACUCAGACUGUCUCUCCAGAAGCAACAGCAAUGAUGACAUCUCAGGCCACUACUACUGGCUCAAAAACCCAUGAAACCAUUUCAUCCCUACUUGUUUCUCCAGGUCAAAGAGAAACCACAACCACAUGGGUGACUCAUGCUGAAAGAGAAGACAGUUCAGGUGUUUUGACUACCACUGUUUCAACUACUGGUCCAGACCUUGUUACUUCAACAUCUCCUAUUGCUUCUGAACAACAUUCAACAGUUUCUUUUGUCACCCACAUUGGUGAACAGCCCAGUUCAGCCAUUCCUCCCCUGGCUGUCUCUCCAAGUGUAACAGAAAUGCUAUCAUCACUGGGCACUAGCUCCAGCACUAGCUCUGCACUAGCUACAACUCUGGCAGUUUCCACAGAUAAAGCAGGGAAUACAGGCCCAUGGGUCACCCCUCCUGGAAAAGAGGACUCCUCAGGGGAUCUCUCUACAGCCAUCUCACCUGAUAAUCCAAUCUCGAUGACCUCAACAAAUCUGAUCCACACUCCUCCUGAACCACAGACUAUGGCAUCAUUGGUCACACAUCCUGGUAGACAUCCCAGUCCAUCCUUGUCUAAUCCAACUGUCUCUUCAGGUGUAACAGAAAUGAUGCCAUCACUUGUCACUGGCUCAAGCAUAGGAGGCCAUGUGAUGACUUCAACUCUGGAUGUUUCCACAGGUCUGCCUGAGAUCACAGCCCCAUUGACCACCCAUCCUGAAAGAGAAGCCAUAUCAGGGGUUCCUACUAUUCCCAUUUCAACUGGUAUCCCAGCAAUGUUGACCUCAACUACUCUCAUUCCUUCUGAAUCACAUACCACAAUUUCAUUGGUCACCCCUAUAGAACAACAGCCCAGUGCAACUGUGUCUACAAGUCCUGUCUCUCUGGGUAUUACAGAAAUGAUACCAUCACUGGUCACUAACUUGAGCACAGAGAACAAUUCCAUGACUUCAACUAUGGCUGUUUCACCAGAUCAACCAGGGACCACAUCCCCAUGGGUCACUGACCCUGGAAAAGAAAAUACUUCAGGGGUUCUAAGAACAAUGGCCUCACCUACUGUUCCAGGCAUGAUGACCUCAACAACUCUGAAACACACUCCUCCUAAACUGCAGACCAUAACAUCAUUGAUCACUCAUACUGCUGAACAUCUCAGUUCAUCCAUGUCCACUCAGGUUGUCUCUCAGAGUGGAAUAGAUAUGAUGAUGUCACAUGCCAGGACAGAGGUACAUGAAACCAGUCCAGCUCUACUUGUUUCUCCAGGUCAAAGAAAAACAACAGUCUCAUGCGUGACUCAUGUUGAAAGAGAAGACAGUUCAGGUGUUUUGACUACCACUGUUUCAACUACUGGUCCAGACCUUGUUACUUCAACAUCUCCUAUUGCUUCUGAACAACAUUCAACAGUUUCUUUUGUCACCCACAUUGGUGAACAGCCCAGUUCAGCCAUUCCUCCCCUGGCUGUCUCUCCAAGUGUAACAGAAAUGCUAUCAUCACUGGGCACUAGCUCCAGCACUAGCUCUGCACUAGCUACAACUCUGGCAGUUUCCACAGAUAAAGCAGGGAAUACAGGCCCAUGGGUCACCCCUCCUGGAAAAGAGGACUCCUCAGGGGAUCUCUCUACAGCCACCUCACCUGAUAAUCCAAUCUCGAUGACCUCAACAAAUCUGAUCCACACUCCUCCUGAACCACAGACUAUGGCAUCAUUGGUCACACAUCCUGGUAGACAUCCCAGUCCAUCCUUGUCUAAUCCAACUGUCUCUUCAGGUAUAACAGAAAUGAUGCCAUCACUUGUCACUGGCUCAAGCAUAGGAGGCCAUGUGAUGACUUCAACUCUGGAUGUUUCCACAGGUCUGCCUGAGAUCACAGCCCCAUUGACCACCCAUCCUGAAAGAGAAGCCAUAUCAGGGGUUCCUACUACUCCCAUUUCAACUGGUAUCCCAGCAAUGUUGACCUCAACUACUCUCAUUCCUUCUGAAUCACAUACCACAAUUUCAUUGGUCACCCCUAUAGAACAACAGCCCAGUGCAACUGUGUCUACAAGUCCUGUCUCUCUGGGUAUUACAGAAAUGAUACCAUCACUGGUCACUAACUUGAGCACAGAGAACGAUUCCAUGACUUCAACUAUGGCUGUUUCACCAGAUCAACCAGUGACCAUAGCCCCAUGGGUCACCCAUUCUGGAAAAGAAGGCACCUCAGAAGAUCUAUCUACAACCAUCUCACCUGGUGUUCCAGACACAAUGACCUCAACAACUCUGAUCCACACUCCUCCUGAACCACAGACCACAUCCUCAUUGGUCACACAUGCUGGUGGACAUCCCAAUUUAUCCAUGUCUGCUCAGACUGUCUUUUCAGGUGUAAGAGAAUUGAUGACAUCUAUGGCCACUACUUCUGGGACAGAGACACAUGAAACCAGUUCAUCUCCACUUUUUUUCCCAGUUCAAACAAAUACCACAAUCUCAUGGGUAACUCAUGCUGAAAGAGAAGACACUUCAAGUAUUCCAACCACCACUCUUUCAGCUAGUGUUCCAGACCUUGUUACUUCCACAACUCUUGUUCCUUAUGAAUCACAUUCCACAGUUUCCUCUGUCACCCAAAUUGGAGAACAGCCUAGUUCAGCCAUGUCUAGUCUGGCUGGCUCCCCAGGUGAUACAAAAUUGAUCCCGUCACUGGUCACUAGCUCCAGCUCUGUACCAUCUACAACUCUGGCACUUUCCACAGAUAAACCAGAGACCAUAGCCUUAUGGAUCACCCCUCCUGGAACAGAAGGCUCUUCAGAGAAUCUGUCUACAAACAUCUCACCUGGUAUUCCAGACAUGAUGACCUCAACACCUUUGGUCAACACUCCUUCUGAACCAGUGACCAUGACAUCACUGGUCACCCAUCCUGAUGGACAUCCCAGUUCAUCCUUGUCUAUUCAGGCUGUAUCUUAUGAUGCAACAGAAAUGACACAGUCACUAGUCACCAGUGUGGGCACAGGAAGUUAUGUAAUGGUCACCCAUACUGAAAGAGAAGGCACAUCAGGAGUUCCAAGUACUACUAUUUCAGCCAAUGUCCCAGAAAUGACUUCCACAACAACUCUUUUUCCUUCUGAACCACUAACUGGAAUUUCAUUUGUCACCUCUGCUGAGGGUCAGACCAGUUUAAAUUUGUCUGCCAUGGCUGUCUCUCCAAGUAUAACAGAAAUGGCAUCACAAGCCAAUAUUUGGGGGACAGAGACAGAAGAGACCCCUCCAGUUCGAUUUGUUUCCCCAGGUGAAAGAGAAACCACAGCCUCAUGGGUGACUCAUAUUGAAAGAGUACCCACCUCAGGUUCUCCAACCUCCACUAUUUCAACUAUUUUCCCAAAUUUGGUUACCUCACCAACUCUUCUUUCUUCUGAACCACAUACUACAGUUUCAUUCAUUACCCUCACUGAGGAACAACAGACAACUCAGACUGUCUCUCCAGAUGUAACAGAAAUGAUACCAUCAAUAGUCACUCUCUCAGGCAAAAAUAGCCAUUCAACAUCUUCAACUCUGGCAGAUUCCCUAGGUGAAGAAGAAGCCACAACCCAUCCUGGAAACAAAGACACUUCAGUGGUUCUAACUACAGCCAUCUCACUUAGUGGUCCAGACAUAAUGACCUCAGCAAUUCUGAACCACACUCCUGAAACACAGAGCAUAACAUCAUUGGUUGCCCAUGUUGGAGGACAGCCCAGUUUAUCCAUGUCUUCUCAGAGUGUCUCUCCAGGUAUAACAGAAGUGACGCCAUCACUGUUCAUUAACUUGGGCACAGAAAGCUCUGCAAUGCCUACAACAGUGGCUGUUUCCCCAGGUCAACCUGAGACCAUAGUCCCAUGGGUUACCCAUCCUGGAGUAGAAGACACUUCAGGGGUUCUCUCUACAACCAUCUCACCUAAUGGACCAGAAAUGAUGACAUCAUCAACUCUUAUUCCUUCUGAAUCACAUACCACAGUUUCACUUGUCACCCACUUUCGAGAACAGUCCAGUUCAACCAUGUCUACAAAAUCUGUAUCUCCAGGUAUAACUGAAAUGAUAUCAUCACAGGUCACGAGUUCUGGAACUGAAAACCAUCCAGUCACUUCAAGUAUGUCUGUUUCCUCAGGUCAAACAGAGUCUACAGCUCCAUGGGUCACCCAUCCUUGGAAAGAAGAAACUUCAGGAGUUCUAACUUCAACCAUCUCAUCUCAUGUUCCUGCAAUGCUGACCUUAACAGCUGUGAACCACAUUACUUCUGAACCACAGACUGGAACAUUGGUCACCCAUGCUGGGCGUCAGCCCAGUUUAUCCAUGUCUACUGUUGCUGUCUCUCCCCAUGUAACAGAAAUGAUACCAUCACUGGGCACUAGCUCCGGUGUGCCAGAAAUGAUGACCUCGCCAAACCUUGUUUCUUCUGAAGCACAUACCACAAUUUCUUUGGUCACUGAUGUUGGGGGACAGCCCAGUUCAACCAUGUCUACAAAGUCUAUCUCUCCCCAUGUAACAGAAACAAUAUCACCACUCAUCACUAGUUCUCACAUGGAAAUGCAUUCAGUGUCUUCCACUCUGGCUGCUUUUCCAGGUCAACCAGAAACCCCAAACUCAUGGCUCACCACUCCUAUAACAGAAGCCCCUUUGACUAUUCUAAGGACAUCCAUGUCUCCCAGUGUUCCAGACAUGGUGUCCUCAUCAACUCUUAUUCCUUCUGAACCACAUACCACAAUGUCCUUGAUCACCCAUGUUGAGGGACAGCCCAGUUCAGCCAUGCCUACAAGACCUGUCCCUCCAGAAAUGAUUACCCCAACAACUCUUAUUCCUUCUAAACCACAUAACACUAUUUCAGGUGUAGCAGAAAUGAUGACAUCACUGGUCACUACUUCUGAGACAAAGAUAUAUACAGCUACUCCAGUUUUGACUGCUUCCUCAAGUCAAACAGAGAAUACAGCCUCCUUGGUCAUGCUUACUGGGAAAGAAGCAACUUCAAUAAUUUCUACUCUGUCUACUUUACCUGGUGAGCCAAAAAGAACUGAAACAUGGCUCAUUCCUUCUGCCAAGCCCAGCACAUCACUUUCCACAGCAACUCUCAAAUUUUCUUCUAGUGCAUCAGACAUCACACCCUCAGAUUCUGGGUCAGAGACCACUUCAGUCAUUCCAACAACUCUUUCAUCUGGUGUACCGUAUAUGACCACUCCACUAACUGCUGGUUCUACAACAGACAAUAGUAAGAUUUUUCUUACACUAAAUACACUGAUGCAUGAGCCAACAUCAGCAGUCUCCCUGGUCUCUCAUUCUGCCUUAACCCAACAAACUUCCAGUUCUUCUGAUAGUGGUUUAGAUGUUACACUCUCAAUAAUCAAUCAUCCUGGAACUGAAACCAGUUCAUCUGUGCCAACAAUGACUCCCUCUCCUGGGGCAGCAGGUGUUGAGAUCUCACAGUUCUCUAGUUCUGGUCCAUCAACCAGUACAUUUCCAAAUACAGUUCUGUCUCCUAGUGAACCAAAAAGCACAGACUCAUUACCCACCUUCCUCAGUACAGAGACUAACACAUUUCCUGUUUCAACUAGUUUUCUUCCUUCAUUGGAGACCACAGCCUCAGUGCCCAUUGCAUCUGGGGUAGAUGUUAGUACAACUCUCUUAACUCAGACUGUUUCUCCUGGUGUACCAGGGAUGACAGAUUUUCUCUUGAACUCCUCUGUGACUGAGGUGAGCAAAAGUGACCUGGGUACAACAUUUUCAUAUGGUGCUUCUGAAGAAACAGCCUCUGUCCCCAUCCACUCUGGGACUGAGACCAGCCCAACCAUUCUAAGUGUAACUCCUUCCCCUAUUAUAACAGGAACCACAGGCUUAUGGGCUUCCAUCACUUCUCCAGAAUCCACUCUGACUAUGUCCCCUAGUAUGUCUGGGUUUCCCGGUGCUCCUACAACUAGUAAAUCUAGCAGUGCCACUUUACAGAGCAUAGAAACUUCAGCAUCUGUCACUACAGUUAGACUAUCUGAUCUUGUCACUGAUGUCACAAGCCCCAUAAUUACCUUGAAACCAUCAGAGUCCUCAACAAGCCCAAUCACUGACCUGGAAACUACAAGUGAGACUUCUCAUUUAGCUACCACAAGUUCAAGACCCAAUAGGAAUAAUACCACAACUACACAACAUGGACUGAGCACAUCUGGAAUGUCCACAUGGUUCUCUGAGAAUGUGACUUCAAGACCAACUACAAGUAUUUAUCCAGAAUUGGUGCCAUUCACUUUCAACUUGACAAUCACCAACCUGCCUUAUACCACAGAAAUGGGGUACCCAGACUCUUUACACAUCAAGAAAACAGAGAAGGUUUUGAACUACCUGUUCCAGUCAUUGUUCAAGAAUACCAGCCUUGGUUCUAGCUACUCUGGAUGCAUAGUGUCUCUGAUCAGGUCAGAACAGCAUGGAGCAGCCACUGGAGUGGAUAGCAUUUGCACCUACCAUCAUGAUCCCAUGAGUCCUCCUCUGAACAGAAAGCAGUUGUAUCAAGAAGUGACCCAGCUGACCAAUGGUAUCACCAGACUGGGUCCCUACAUCCUGGACAGAGACAGUCUCUAUGUCAAUGGUUAUAACCGUCGGUACUGGACCCCUCUCACAAACAGUACAAGUCCAUCUCUGGAACUCUUCACCCUUAACUUCACUAUAACCAAUCUGCACCAUACAGAGGGCAUGAGAUACCAAGGAUCGAAAAUAUUCAACAGCACAGAGAGGAUCUUGAAUCGAUUGCUCAAGCCCCUGUUCAAGAACACCAGUAUUGGGUCCCUUUAUUCUGGUUGCAGACUGGCCUUACUGAGGCCUGAGAGAGAUAGAACAGCCACUGGAGUGGAUGCUGUCUGCACUUACCAUUCUGAUCCCAUGGGCCGUAAGCUGGACAGAGAGAAGCUGUACUGGGAAUUGAGCCAUAAUACCCAGGGUGUUACCAAGCUAGGAUCCUUCACUUUAGAAAAGGACAGUCUGUACAUCAAUGAUUUUACCCAUCGAACCUCUGCUCCCACUUCCAACACUCCUGUGACGUCGUCUCGGUCUUUCACAGGAACCUCUACUGCACAACCUAACCUCUCCACAGUGGCUACUCCUGUUUUUGCACAGUUCACGCUCAACUUCACCAUCACUAACCUGGAGUUCAAGGAAGACAUGCUAUACCAUGGCUCCAAGAAUUUCAACACUCUGGAGAGAGUCCUCCAGUACCUGCUCAAAUCCCUGUUCAAGACCAGCAGUCUGGGAUCACUCUACGAAGGCUGCACACUGGUGUCACUCAGGUCUAAGAAAGACAAAACGGCCACCACAGUGGAUGCCAUCUGCACAUAUCACCCUGACCCCAAAGGCCACAGAUUGGACAGGGAGCAGCUAUACUGGGAGCUGAAUGGGUUAACUCAUGGUGUCACCAGACUGGAUCCCUACACCCUGGAUAGGGACAGCCUCUACGUUAAUGGUUUCACCCAUCAGAGCUCUGCACUUAUCAACAGCACUCCUGGAACUACUGCAGCAAACCUUGGAACUUCUGGAGAACACUCCUUCCCCAGAACCACAGCCAUGACCCAUUCCCUGGUGCCCUUUACCCUCAACUUCACCAUCACAAAUCUACAAUACACACCAGCUAUGAAACACCCAGGAUCCUUAAAGUUCAACAAAACAGAGAAGGUCCUGCAGUACCUGCUCACUGCUGUGUUCAAGAAUACCACGAUUGGUCCAUUGUACUCUGGGUGCCAACUGAUCUUGCUCACACCUGAAAAGGAUGGAUCAGCCACUGGAGUGAACAUGGUCUGUACCCAUCAAUCUGAGCCCACGGGCAUGGGGCUGGACCCAAAGCAGCUGUACUGGGAGCUGAGCCGUGAGACCCAUGGCAUCACCCAGCUGGACUUCAUAACACUAGACAAGAACAGCCUUUAUGUCAAUGGUGAGUCGCAUCGAGCAACUGAUGCUCCAAGUUCAAGUUCAGAAAAAAACAAUUGUCUUAGUGUGUGUCUUUCCUCCACCCCCUCUGCAGCAGCAGCCCCUGUCCUGGUGCAUUUUACUAUCAACUUCACCAUCACUAACUUGGCAUUUGAGGAGGACAUGAGUCGCACUGGAUCCAGGAAGUUCAAUAUCACUGAGAGAAUCCUGCAGAGCCUGCUGAGGCCCUUGUUCCAAAAAUCCAGUGUUGGUCCCAUGUAUUCUGGCUGUGUCCUGGCCUCUCUCAGAUCUGAAAAUGACGGUGCAAGCACAGGAGUGGAUGCAGUCUGCACUCACCACCUCGACCCCACUGGCCUGGGACUGGACAGAAAGAUAGUGUAUUGGGAGCUCAGCAGGCUGACCUAUGGUGUCAGCAGGCUGGGCCAUUAUACUCUGGACCAGAACAGUCUCUAUGUCAAUGGUUACACACAUCAAAACCUGGCUACCACCACCAAGAUCUCCGUGAUGACCACGGCUUCUACAGCGUUGACUGCCAGCUCUCCCAGUCAUACAGCAGGCCCUGUUCCAUUGCCUUUUACCGUCAACUUCACUGUCACUAAUCUGGAGUAUGUGGAUGAUAUGGGUCACCCAGGAUCUAGGAAGUUCAAUGUCACUGAGAGACUUCUGCAGAGCCUGCUUAGAGCACUGUUUAGUAAAACCAGUGUCGGUCCCCUGUACUCUGGAUGCAGACUAACAAUGCUCAGGCCUGAGAACAAUGGAACAGCCACAGGGGUAGAUGCCAUCUGCACCUACCAGCCCAACACCCCUAAUAGAGGGCUGGACAGAAAGCAUCUGUACUGGGAGCUGAGAAGACUAAACAAAGGCAUCAUGAAGCUAGGGCCAUACACCUUGGACAAGAACAGUCUCUAUGUCAAUGGUUAUACGCAGCUGACUCUGGCCACCACCCACAGGACAUUAGUGAUGGCUACUGUUUCUGAAGGAAUGCCAAACACUUCUUCGGCACCCACAGCUGCAGGUCCUGUCCUGAUGCCUUUCAGCAUCAACUUCACCAUCAUUAACCUGGAGUUUGAGGAGGAAAUGGGUCACCCUGGAUCCAGGAAGUUCAAUAUCAUGGAUAGAACCCUGCAGAGCCUGCUCAGGCCCUUGUUCAAUAAAACCAGUGUUGGUCCAUUGCAUUCUGGCUGCAGGCUAACCUUGCUCAGGUCUGAGAAAAAUGGAAGUGCCACAGGGGUGGAUGCCACCUGCACCCACCGCCUAGACCCUGCUAGCCACAGGCUGGAAAAUGAGCAGAUAUAUGGGGAGCUGAGCAGUCUGACUCAGGGUGUCACCCAACUGGGCCCCUACAUCCUGGACAAGAACAGUCUCUAUGUCAAUGGUUACACACACCAUAUCCUGGCUACCACCCCCAGAACCUCAAGCUCUGCUCCAGUGCUGUGCACUCUUAACUUCACUAUCUCCAACCUGCCGUACACGGAGGAUAUGUGGGGCCCAGGGUAUGCCAAGUUCAACAAAGUGGAGAAAGUCCUGCAGCUUCUGCUCAAACCUUUAUUCCAAAAUACCAGUGUUGGCCUACUGUAUUCUGGUUGCAGACUGACCUCACUCAGUCCCAGGAAGAAUGGAAAAGCCACUGGAGUGGACACGGUUUGUACCUAUCACCCUGAUCACACAGGUCAUGGCCCGGCUAGAGAGCAACUGUACUUGGAGCUGAGCAAGCUAACCUAUGGUGUCACUCAGCUGGGCCCCUACACUCUGGAUCGGGACAGUCUCUACGUUAAUGGUUACACCCAUCCACCCUCAGCACCUGUGACUACCACAUCCUCCCCAGCUUCCUCUCUGGCUCCAUUCUCUACAACUAAUUCCACAGGCAUUGGUACUAUCACGGUACCCAUUACUGUCAACUUCACCAUCACCAACUUACACUACACAGAGGAGAUGGGACAUCCAGGUUCCUUGAAGUUCAACUCCACCAAAUGGAUCUUACAUUAUUUGCUUGACACCUUGCUCAAUAAGACCAUCAUUGCCACACACUACUCUGGAUGCAGACUGGCUUCACUCAGAUCAGACAACCAUAGAGCAGCUACAGGUGUUGACAUAAUCUGCACCUUCCUCUCUGACUCCAUGAGCCCUGGGUUAGUCCAAGAUCAACUAUUUUGGAAGUUGAGCCAUGAGACACAUGGCAUCACCCGCCUGGGUCCCUAUACCCUGGACCAGAACAGUCUCUACAUUAAUGGUUACCAUUUUGGAACUGCAGCCCCAGCUAACACUUCUGCAGAAGUCAGUGAGAUGUUCACAGUAAACUUCACCAUCAGCAACCUGCGCUACUCUGCCGACAUGGGCCAGAUUGGCUCUCCCAAGUUCAAUAUCACAGAUACACUCAUGCAGCACCUGCUCAGCCCUUUGUUUCAGAGGAGCAGCCUUGGCCCCCUAUAUACAGGCUGUAGAGUAGCCACUCUGAGGUCAGUGAAGAAUGGUGCCCAGACUCAGGUAGAUGCCCUUUGCAUGUACCGCCAGGUUCCCAACAGCCUGGGACUGCCUGCCAAGCCAAUUUUCUAUGACCUAAGCUGGCAGACCCGUGGAAUCACCCGGCUGGGUCCUUACUCCCUGGAUAAAGACAGCCUUUACAUUAAUGGUUACAAUGAAGCUGGUCCAGAUGUACCUCCUACAACUCCAGAACCAGCCACCACCAUCUUGCCCUCCCCGUCGACAUCUCUACAGCCAGAGUCCAAUACAGCUAUGAGGCACCACCUGGAAACCUUCACAAUCAACUUCACCAUCUCUAACCUUCCAUAUUCAGCAGACAUGAUCAGUGGCUCAGCCUUGUUCAACUCCACUGAGCAUGUCCUACAACACCUGCUUGGAUCCUUGUUCCAGAAUAGCUCCUUUAACUCAAGUUGCAGACUGACCUCCCUCAGGCCUGCAAAGAAUGGAACAUUCACAGUGGUAGCUACCACCUGCACCUACCAGCAUGACCCUGCACAUUCUGGAAUGGAUGCACAGCGUCUGUACUCAGAACUGAGUCAUCUGAGCCAUGGAGUCACCCAACUGGGAAACUACACACUGGAGAAGCACAGCCUCUAUGUGAAUGACUACAAUGGACUUGGUCCCGAUAUACUUACUACAGCUCCUGAGCCAAGCACCUCCAUCCUGCCUUUUACAUUGACAUCUGUACAGCCAGAAUCCACCACAGCUGUGGAGUAUCAUCUGAAGACUGUCAUACUCAAUUUCACUAUCUCUAAUCUUCCUUAUUCAGAAGACAUGAACUAUAGCUCAGCCAUGUUCAACUCCACUGAGAGUGUUCUUCAGUUCUUGCUUACACCCUUGUUCCAGAAUAUCUCCUUCAACGCAAGCUGCAGACUGACCUUUCUCAGGCCUGAGAAGAAUCAAAACUCCACUAGUGUAAUUGUCAUUUGUUCCUACCAACAUGAUUCUAUGCAUCCUGGGCUGCACACACAAGAAAUAUAUUCAGAGAUGAGCCAUCUGACCCAUGGAGUCACUCAGCUGGGCAACUACACAUUGGACAAAGAUAGUCUCUAUGUGAAUGGUUACAGUGGAACUAGUACAGAAGAAUCAAUGACAAAUCCUGAAUCAGCAACUACCAUGCUGUCUUCUCCAACAAUACCUGUGCAAACAGAAUCCACCACAGCUGUGGGGCACCACUUGAAAACUGUCUCAGUCAGCUUCACUAUUUCCAACCUCCCAUAUUCAGCAAAUAUGAACAAUGGCUCAGCUGUGUUCAACUCCACUGAGACCCUCCUAAAGAAUCUGAUGGAACCAUUGCUCCAUAAUGGUUCUUUCAACUCAAGUUGCAGACUGGAUUCUCUCAGGCCUGAGAAGAACAGAAUGGCCACUGGUGUAGAUGUCAUCUGCACAUACUUGCAUGAUCUUGCACAUCCUGAGUUGGACACCCAGGGACUGUACUCAGAGCUGAGCAAUCUUACCCAUGGAAUAACGCAGCUGGGCAACUAUACACUGGAUAAAGAAAGUUUACAUGUGAAUGGUUAUAAUGAACCUGGUCCAGAAAAACCUCCUACAACUCGUGUGCCAGCCACCACUACCCUACCAACUCCAUCUGCAUCUCUGCAUCCAGAACCUACCACAGGGCACCAUCUAAAAACCCUCACAAUCAACUUCACCAUAACCAACCUUCCAUAUUCACCAAAUAUGAGCAAUGAUUCAGCUCUGUUCAGCUCAACUGAGAGUUUCCUCCAGUACCUGCUUGGACACGUGUUCCAGAAUGACUCCUUCAACUCCAUUUGCAGACUGGAUUCCCUCCGGCCUAAGAAGAAUGGAACAGCCACUGGUGUGGAUGCCAUCUGUGCUUACAACCAUGACCCUGCACAUCCUGGGAUGGACAUCAAAGAGUUGUACACAGAGCUGAGAAAUCUAACUCAGGGAAUCACCCAGCUGGGUAACUACUCCCUGGACAAGAACAGUCUGUAUGUCAAUGGUUAUAAUGAAAAUGGUCCAGAAGAAACUCCUACAAGUAUGUAUCAGUUUAACACAACCAAGGUUUUAGUUCAUACCUCCUCAUUUCUAAAGGAAAAUCCAACAGCUAUAGGGGACAAUCUAAAAACCCUCACAAUCAACUUCACCAUAACCAACCUUCCAUAUUCAUCAAAUAUGAGCAAUGACUCAGCUCUGUUCAGCUCAACUGAGACUUUCCUCCAGUCCCUGCUUGGACAUGUGUUCCAGAAUGACUCCUUCAACUCCAGUUGCAGACUGGAUUCCCUCCGGCCUAAGAAUAAUGGAACAGCCACUGGUGUGGAUGCUAUCUGUGCCUAUUACCAAGACCCUGCACAUCCUGGGAUGGACAUCAAAGAGUUGUACACAGAGCUGAGAAAUCUAUCUCAGGGAGUCACCCAGCUGGGUAACUACUCCCUGGACAAGGACAGUCUGUAUGUCAAUGGUUAUAAUGAACAUGAUGCAGAAGGACUUCCUACAAGUCCUGAGUCACCCACCACCAUCCUGGCUUCUCCAUUUACAUCUGUGCAGCCAGAACCCACAACAGACAUGAAGCCACCCACUCUUCUGCCAACAGAAAUCCCAACAACCAGUUCCAGCUCUCAACAUUUCAACUUGAACUUCACCAUCACCAACCUACCUUACUCCCAAGACAUAGCUGAGCCAGGCACCACCAAACACCAGCAAAACAAGAGAAGUAUUGAAUAUGCGCUUAAUCAGCUUUUCAGAAACAGCAGCAUCAAGAGUUAUUUUUCUGACUGUCAAGUUUUAGCCUUCAGAUCUGUCUCCAACAGCAACCACACAGGGGUAGAUUCCCUGUGUAACUUCUCACCAUUGGCUCGGCGAGUGGACAGAAUUGCUAUCUAUGAGGAAUUCCUUCGGAUGACACAGAAUGGUACCCAGUUGCUGAAUUUCACACUGGACAGGAAGAGUGUCCUUGUGGAUGGGUAUUCUUCAAACAAGGAUGACAAUGUGAUAAAGAAUUCUGGCCUUCCCUUCUGGGCCAUCAUUCUCAUCUGCUUGGCAGUACUACUGGUAUUCAUCACAUGCCUGAUAUGCUGUUUCCUGGUAACUGUCUGCAGAAGAAAAAAGGAGGGAGACUACCAGGUUCAACGUCACCGCCUAGGUUAUUACCUGCCUCACCUAGACCUGAGGAAGUUCCCGUGACUCCACCUGCCAACAGAACCUUUUCCUUAGCAGGGUCCAAAGAAUAAAUAAAUC
Messenger RNA from Arvicola amphibius (Eurasian water vole), 28503 nucleotides. RefSeq names its product mucin 16, cell surface associated (gene Muc16). Lineage: Eukaryota; Metazoa; Chordata; Mammalia; Rodentia; Cricetidae. The transcript is spliced from 81 exons. The record is from RefSeq and is a predicted model, not a curated record. The coding region runs from base 1 to 28449 and encodes 9482 amino acids.